AUGGAUCACCAUGUUCCGACGCCGACGACGGCGUCGACGUGCACCCCGGAGACGGCGCAAGGCAGGCACUUAUUUGAGGUCACCGGUUACAGCAAGCACAGGGGGAUGGGCCACGAAAAGUUCAUCAGGUCCGGUACCUUCUUCGUCGGAGGCCACCAGUGGUCCAUCCGCUUCUACCCGGAUGGGAUCACAGACAAAGAUUACAUCUCAGUUUAUCUCGAGCUCAUGGAGGAGAAGGAAGGCUCCAAGGUACGGGCAUCCUGCGACCUGAAGCUGGUCGACCUGACAACAGGGUUGUCGGCUUCUGUGCAUAGGACAGGGCCUAGAAUGUUUAACUCCGGUGAUGUCAGUAAGUUUGCUCCUCAGGAUGGCUUGUUCAAGAAACGAAGCGAAUUUGAGGCGUCAGUGUACCUUCGAGAUGAUCGUCUUGUGAUCGAAUGCAUUGUCACUGUUAUGACAGAACCUAAGGUAUCUGCAACCAAAUUGCCCACAAAAAUUGAGAUGCCCCCAUCAGACAUUGGAAAUCAUCUUGGCAAGUUGUUGGAAGAAGAGGAGUGUGCAGAUGUCACAUUCAGCGUUGGAGGAGAAACUUUUACAGCGCAUAAGCUUGUGCUCGCAAUGCGGUCGCCAGUUUUCAAAGCUGAGUUCUAUGGUCCGAUGAGGGAGAGGAGCACGCAGCUUGUGACCAUUGAUGACAUGCAACCUGCUGUGUUUAGGGUCCUUCUUCAAUUUAUCUAUACCGAUUCUUUGCCUGACAUGAAGGAUCUUGUGGAAGAUGUCAACUGCGAAAUGAUCCGGCAUUUACUUGUGGCUGCAGAUAGAUAUGCUUUGGAUAGGCUCAAGUUGAUUUGUCAAAGCAUCCUUGCCGAGAAUCUUAAUGUGAUAACUGUGGCAACUACAUUGGCUUUGGCUUAUCAGCAUAACUGCAACAUGCUUCAGGAUGUUUGCCUUGAAUAUAUCACCAGUUCAGAUGUGAUGGAUGCAGUGGCAGCAACCGAAGGCUACAAGAAUCUCAAGACAACCUGCCCUUCUGCACUAGCAGAUGCAUUUGAGAAGACAAUGAAGUUGCUUAGAACAUAA
This is a messenger RNA of Miscanthus lutarioriparius, 1080 nucleotides long. Lineage: Eukaryota; Viridiplantae; Streptophyta; Magnoliopsida; Poales; Poaceae. The record is from the annotation of a GenBank genome assembly.